AGAAAAUGAUGCGUCACGAAUCGUCAAGUUUCGUCCUCAUUUCUCUUAUCGUUUGGGUUAUCUGUGUCUGUUUAAAAAAAAAUUGUCCAAUAACGUAACCCGUGUUAUUAGCAAACUAGCAAACGUGGCAGUUCCAAGGAAGUAAUUUCACGAACGUUUGUGAUAUUGUAAAUUUGAACGUCUCAUCGACAGUUCCAAUAUUAUAAUUACUAAAGUCUUACAUAAUUUCGAUAACAAACCCAUAAAAUUGAUUCCGGCGAAGAAUUCGCAAAAGGAAGUAAGAGAAAACGUGUUCUUGUUACUUCUUAAAAAGUUGUUGUGGCAAAAUACGAUAACAUAACAUUAUGUUAAUGAAAUGCUGUUAAUAGAGGCGCGUUAAAUCUCGAAUACAAUUUAUAUCUUCUAUCUCUAGCAGGCUGUUUAACAUUCUGUAACAUUAAACGAGCCGUUUUAUUAAUAAAAUAUCGAAGAAACCCACGUUCAAUCUGUUAUAAAUAAUAUAGUCAUCUGAUGAACGUAAACGUGGAAGACGGAAGCGUGCCUCACGGAUCAACGCGCAACGGGAAACCAUAAAAUGUCGAAAGAUACCGAAUUUUCAACCUUUACGUGAUUACCGAUUCCUGUUGGCCGAUCUCUGCGGAUUCUCACCGCUUUCAAAAUCGAAAUCAUUCGGCUAUUUAAAUUGCGGCAACUUUCUAACACCGCGGUCGGUUUUGAAACAUCGGAAGACAAACGGGUCAGUUUUAUCGCUCGGACAUCAUCUGCCAUAUUUCUCAUGACAUCGGUCAGGUUGAAGUCAGGAUCCUUGUUCCGAGAGUUUGGUUCUUCAUUAAGAAAUAAGGAAGAACUUUGACGUCAACACCAGACGAGGUUUUGCCUCCCACUAAAAUACGGUUUCACGGAUGGAUGUACUCGGCGCAGAUGCGACUUCUGGAAGGGUACGUCUCGUCGCCGGUGACGACCACGGCGACCACGGCGACGAGGAGGAAGCCAGGAACAGGUCGAUCAGUCAGUCCGUGAGAUGUCGUCGACACGAACGGAUACUUCUUGAAACCCUUGGUGUCGUCUGCGCGUGUGUGCCUGUUCGUAAGCAUGUGCAAACGCGUGCUGUCGUGAGCAGACCAACAAACGCAAAGCGUCCCACGGCGUUUCCAGCUGGCAGACUGCCGGUAGCUGUGCAACACCAUUGAUCCACCAGUUCCGUCGUCCAGGGUAUAAACGCUGAUCUUCGAGAACGAUAAGAGAGGCAACAUAGCGGCCAGACACGCUGUUAUCGUCGGAAAAGUUCUUCUCACAAGCGGCGAACGAGUUGAACCGGUGGCGCAUCGCAAACCUAGCCAGAGAACGCCACUGUUUCGAGGGAAUUUUUGGAGAACCGACAGAGAACGUGUCUCGCCUAACAAUCGUGCAGCUUUAACUCUUCAAGGGGAAAGUUCGACGUGGUUUUUACAUAGAAGACCUUGAAAGAGAAGCUGUUACAGCGGUCUAAGGUGACCCGGUAUCAUCGAACAUGACCCGAGGAUAUCUUUCAAAAUGAGACUGUUCGUGGUGCAACGAUUAAUCAGCGAUUCUUUGUCAUGCUAGUCGAGCCACGCAACUUUUCAUCGGCCAGAAAGCAGCCAGAAAACGCCGUCAGUCUCGGCCACGAAUCGAUAAAGCGGAGCGUGGUGCUUUUACGACGGCGGAGAGAUUCCAAAGUCUGACCAACCGGCUCUUCCUUUUCCGCUUUUACGAAGGGAAGAAAGAGCGUUAUCAAAAAUGUUAACCUGCUGGGUGUUGACCGGCGUCUUCGGGGCCAUUGUGUUGCUCUACGGCCUAAUAGAGGUUCACUACUUCUUGCGCAUGUUCUUCACCGUGCUGUUCGCGCGAUUCUGCAAGAAAAAGGCUCACAUCCUCGACGAGACUACCGUCUACGGUAUCUGCACCACGACGGACGUGGACACUCUCCUCUAUCACAUGAACAACUCGAGAUACCUUCGCGAGCUGGAUUUCGCCAGGGCAGACUUCUACGAACGGACGAACCUGUAUCGUGAAAUCUGCUCCCAAGGAUCGGGUGUCGUUCAGGGUGCAGCGACCAUUCGUUAUCGCCGCUUCGUGAAGCCUUUGUCCAUCUUCAAAAUAACUUCUAAGAUUAUCUAUUGGGACGAGAAGUCCGUGUUCAUGGAACAUCGGUUCAUUACACCGAGCGAUGGAUUCGUCAGGGCCAUCGCGAUCUGUAGACAGAAGCUUUUGGACUGCAGUGCUGAGGCUGUUAUCGGUUCUCUCAUGGAACGAGGAGUGAAGCAAAACGGCGUUGAAGCAGGUGUUACUCAGAUACCUCACGUGAGGCCACAAAUGCCACCAGAGGUUGCGAGGUGGUUGGAGAGCAACGAGAUCUCUUCGGCGCUUCUUCGUCAAGCUGCCGCGGCGACAACGAAUUGCUGACAAACAGACGAGACGCCGUCCUCAGCGAACGGCGUCGUUUCUACUUCCGUAUACGCGACCACGACUGUAUAAGGUCGAGAUUUCGUGCGUUCAGCGAGGCGCGCGUCUCUCCUCGCUUCCAACAUGUAGCCGAGUGUCUGUGAGCCCACUCGUGAAUCAAUUUUUACGGUGAAUGGGAUAUUAGUGAUCGCGUUAAGUUUAAAAGUUUUAUAUGGUUGUAAACUGGUCGACGAUCGAGUAAAGGAUUAAGGCGAACGACUGUGCUGCUUGAAACUUGAUGUCCGUCCGCCUGGAAAUUGAUUCAGCGUAGAUUUGUAACGCGACUCAGAGGUGUAAACACGUGGAAGAUGUUUUCGAAUGGAUUGGGAAACAAUGUUAUGUAUAUAGAGUACAAAAGACGCGGAACUAUUUUACUAGGCGACGGUUGUACGCUUCGAGUGACAACUUUCGAGCAAUUUGAUGCGUUUACGAUACGUAUGAGAUUCCGUGAUAUUCGGAAAUGCUGCCGGGCAACCGUGGAACGGCGUGCCAGUUCGUCGAACGAACAUUUGCGAUUCUAAUCGACGAUUUUACUGUCAAUGAGCUUCCAAAGCUUGAGCGGUCGUGUUUGUUGAAUAUUCGACGUUGAAAGUAAUCGCGAUGCGAUCAUUCGCAAUCUCCUUCUUUCUUUUUUUUUUUUUUAAAUUAUGGAUCGCGCGAUUGGCGUCGGUAAUGAGUCGUAUCGCGGGAACACGGUGAAGUGGCAGGAUGCGAAAAAUGCAAAAACAAUCGACUUAGAAGCGCGUCAAAGAGUAUUUAUACUUCUAUACACAGGUGCCUUUACAUACAAGUCACGAAUGGGUUAAUCCUCUUCCUGCGAUUAUUAUCGAGCACUCUGUGCCUGACAUUCGAACUCUUAGAACACCGGUACAUUAGCGGAGAAAUAAUAGAAAUAUUUCUGACAAAUUAGCGAAUUAAUUUUAACUAACAUCAACACCUUUUUAAGCAGGUGUCUGCUUAAAUCAACCUCAAUUUUAAGGUUCCCCAUUUUUUAUUGUAUUCGUUAGGAAAAGUCUGUUGUUCCCGUGUUGGAUCUACGUGAGCUUUGCGAUUAAUUUUGUAAUCAUUAUAUAUUUAUACAGCCUUCCGUUACCGACGCUAUUUGCACGCGCGAAUCCGUCGAAUGUAUUCCACCGAAUUUCGGAACGAAAUCGAGUACUGUAGUUUUGGUCAUUCAAUGUAGCCGACUAUGUAGCCAAUCUUGACAGCUAUAUAGCAUUGUGCACCUGAAAAUACUUUACCAUUACUUCUAGCUGAUAAAUAAUGUCAUGUUUGUCGAAAUAAUACUGUGUUGGUCGUGUCGUUGAAAAGGCACCAUUGUCCAGAAGAAUGAAUAAAUUAUCCCUUAGAUGGUUAAUGCGUUUCCGUUUCGUUUCUUUAAACAGCUCAAUCGGUUUUGGAAAAUUUCUAAUUAUGUAACUAUCGAGAAUAUAAAUCAGCAUGCAUAAUAACGUUUAUUUCAUGGAAACUUUACGAUCUUCUUAUAUACGAUAUGAAAAAAUAGUUCCAUUAACUUUCAGGAUGUUUACGUAGCCACGAAUACAUUAACGCAAUAUACGUUUCAAGUAAAGAUUAGCACUUUCACGUGUCA
This is a messenger RNA of Osmia lignaria (orchard mason bee), 4054 nucleotides long. Its product is annotated as protein THEM6. The record is from RefSeq and is a predicted model, not a curated record. NCBI's taxonomy places the organism in Eukaryota, Metazoa, Arthropoda, Insecta, Hymenoptera, Megachilidae.